AUGAUCGGCUCUCGGUGCCUGGGCCCAGGCGGUUCGGCAGUCAGAUCGAGGGCAGCUCGUGCGCCAUCUAUAGCGGCGGCUGCGAAUCCCUCAGCAGCACCGCUGGCGGAAUGCUCGUAUCGCACAUGGCAGCCACCACAGCUGACACGGACAGCCCCACGGAAGCAGACAUGCACAGUAACAUAUCCGGAUCGUCGUUGCUUCUCGUGUAGCUCUCACAGCAGAAGGAGUCAUGCCGGCUCGCCUGAAGCCAGCGUUGCGGUCGAUCAGCAUGCCACCGAAUCGUCCAUGCAUGACCCCCCAUUCACCUCUGCAAAAGACAAGCGUCUCCGACCUGUUGCUGGGCCUGCACCCGUUGCCACACCUUCUGCCAGCGAUGCUCCGCCGAUAAAGCUGGCCGAUUCAGCGAAAGGCACACCAUUCAACACCGAUACCUCAGCGGACCGUAUCCGAUCAGCUGAGAACCCCCUGGGAACGCCUCUACAUCUACCAGAUAGCUCUCUCGCAACUCGGCUUGCGAUUCGCCACUCGCCUCCAAGAGCUCAUCCCGACAUCCCACCUCAGCUCCUUCUCGAAUUCCUCACCGAGCCCGACGAAGAUGCUUUCCAGCGCAUCAAAGCCCAGCUGCCGCCAAGCUUCCACCGCGUCGAUGCAUACCUUCUACUGCGCCAGAUUGAUCCACAGAGCUUGUCGGCCCUCUCGUACCGCAGCAUCCUCUCCUUGAUCAACCAAGCGGGCAAGGACAAUCUGGGCGCUGUGCUUGCAAUGCUUCUCGAAGACAUCAUUGGACCAGAAACGUCCAAUGCAAAGGGAGGGCCUGGUCUCUUCCAGAUCUUUGCCGGAACCGAAGAGCGCCACCAGCUGCUGAGAGAGCUUCUUGUGCGGUGCAAUCGCAGCGAGCUUCUCAUCCACGAUGGUGCAGCGCUCAACGUGUUCCUGCUCAUGCUUGACGACUUCAUUCAAGUACGCCGCUCCUCAGAAGCCGGCAAUGCAGCAGAUGGCAAAGCUUCCUCUGUCGAAGGAACCCUAGCCUCGAGUGCUGAUGGCUCACAGCUCACCUUACCAGCCACCUUUCCCGUCGGCGAGACACGGAGACUAGUCAAGCUAGCUGUAUCACUACACAGUCCCGAGCUUGCCCCCAUCGUCAAUGCUAUGCAAGCCCAUCUUGUAGCUCGCACGCCCGACUUUCCAACGGCCCGAGAGGGAUCGCAGCUCAUUGCAUAUUAUCUCCAGCCAAGUCUGCGCGACUUUUCAGCUGCCCUCGACGUCGUGCGCUCACUAAGAGAUACCAACGCAGUUGCACAGGAGAUGGUGGAUGACGCUAUUAGCGAUGGAAAGCAAUAUUUGGCCGAACUCGAAGCUCUGUUCUUUUCAGAAACGGAAGAGGUGCAUGAUCGACCUUCUGACGACGAGCUCCAGCAGAUAUGCAUGGAUGUAUCCCUUCGUCAGAUCGGCUUAAAAAGUCUGAUGGCUCAACGACCCCAAGGGGGCGUGCAGUAUCGCAUGGCUUUUGAAAGCCUUCUCGCCAGUUUUCGACUAGACCUGUUGGACUCGUAUCAAUCCCAUCAGAGAUGCGAUCUGCGAUCUCUCCUCUCUGUACCAUUGCGCAGCGUCCGCAGCGUCUUCCUCAAUCUUCUCGGCCAGAACGAUGAGGCAGUGCGCGAAGCUCUCUUUGCGCUUCAGCGAGCUGACCAGCGCCUUGUAGCCAUGCUGCCCAGUCGCGAUCUGCAAGAAUACUGUGAUGCUGCUCUAAACAACAAUGUUUCAUGCUUAGCCUCUGAAGCAUACGCCCUCUUUGUCAAGGCCAAAACUUCGUCACUUUCGACAUCUGGAUUGCCUGCCAACUGCAAGCAUAACCUAGCACGCGACGGAUUGCUCACGAACACAGACACGUUCUUGGCUUUGAUGCGAGAGCUGCUUUCGCACGGUCAGAAGAUCACUGCCAUUGCGAUUCUGCGUUCGCUUCGUAUCCUGCCUUUGACGGACUCUUCAGUGGGUCAGCUCAACUCGCGCUUUAUUGGACAACAAAGAUCGCGACUAGUAUCGUUUCUGGCUGAAGUAGGAUUGGUCGAGGAUGCCUUCGAGCUGUUCCAGCAUUGGAGCCAUCGGCGCUUCGAUCCCGAGUCAAAGUACAACGUCUCUAGUCUGCGCAGAUCCGGCUCGGUUCAGGUGGUCGAUCCGUUGAUCGAACGUCAGAUCCGUCUGAUGCACGAUGCAGACCAUCAAAUCGCGACUUCUUCCGAGUGCCUUGUUGCUCUGGUCCGAAACAUCUGCCGACAACCCCUCGUCAACCUUGCAUCGAGCCCAUCCGGAUCUGGAUCGGAAGCGGAGCAUGCGUCACCUGGAGAAGAUCAGGACAACAGAUCGCGAAUCCCAUCCGACCGACUGAAGAAGGCUAAGUUCGUGACCGACAUCUUCAGGAAGUCUUGCUCACCGUUAGACUGGACGCACUACAAGCUCACUGCAUUGGCACGGGCUUGCUUCAUUGCCAAAGACGUACGUGGUGCUUUUGACGCGCUUGCCAAGAUCAGCUUUCUUCGGUUGCUCCCUGACCAGGUUGACAUUGCGGUCUUGCUUGGUGGUUUGGUCGAGCACAAUGCGGACAGGGCAGUCAACCUCUUCAUUCGGCAUUGCUCUGUGCCUGAGACUAUUGGUACGGAAAAGAAGGGCAAGAACACUGGCAAACAGGGAGCUGCACACACGUCAACGCAGAAACCUCCGCCCGUGCUUGCACCGAUGAAGCCGACCGCUGCACUCACUUCGAUGUUGAUGACGCGGGUGAUCGCCCAGAACCGUACGGACUUGGUGGAUAAGUUGUACACCUUCAGCAAGGCGGUCGGUCUCUCGUCACGUCUCAGUUACGCAUCUUCCAUGCGUGCUGUCGUCUCGCCGGAGGUGUCGCCAAGCAAGGUGGUGCAGACUAUCAAUCGCAUGCUACAGAAUGGAUGGACUGUCGACCCGGGUCUGCUCGAGAAGUUGGCUCAACGGCUUUUCAGCCGAUCAAUGAAGCGUCAGCCUAUCACCGGAACACACGACGCAUCUACAGCGGCACCUGCCAAGGGUAGGCUGUUGCCACCGAAGGAGCGUCUCCACCUCGUUCAGGCUGCAACACACCUCAUGCAGAUUAGCGCACGUGACAAGGAACUGGUGAAUCUUCGCACCGUUCAACGUGCACUCGAUGCGAUUGCUCGUGCUAAGCCAUUGUUCUCCAGUGUUUCUGCUGUCGAAGCAGAACGGGGGGCAGAGAAGGCUUCUGGUGCGUCUUUAGGGGCCGCAAGACAGCGUGGACGAGAGGAGAGGCGACUGCAAUGGAUCACAGCGCUCGACUCAAUCGUGCACAUGCUUCGCUGGACUCGAUUCUUCGACACGGGAGACGAUUAUCGACAGAGUCUACAGCUGUGGAAGUCAAGCAAGGGCAGCAACGGCGAGUUUGUCCCUGCAGAGCUGGAAGAGAUGCUGGAUAACAAAUUUAAGCGCAGAAGACGUCAGCAGACUCGAGCAGAGAUGAGUGCAGUAUCAGCUACAACACUCCCUACUUGGGCGGAGGCUGCUGCUCAAUCUCAGGCUGCGAAGACAAUAUCUGAUUCUGGUGGGAACGCUGCGCUGACACAAACGGAUGGUGUGGUGCAGCAAGUAUCUAGAAGCUCUCCUAAUGUGUUGCCUGCCGACUUGUACCGUCGACUCAUCGAGACGUACUUGGCGAUUGGUGAUGCAUGUGGAGCUGCUGAAGUGGCUUCAUGGAUGCGAGACGAGGCUAAGGUGGAUAUGGCUCGCACAUCCGCAGAGGCCUCUGAGUUUGUCGAUCGCAUCAAAGCGGCAGUCUUGGAACGCAAGGCGUUCGCACCCUUUUCUUUUGCAACGAAGCAGCAGCAGGAACAUUAUACAGCUGAUGCUGGAUCGACCAAGUUUACGGCUGAGCCAGCCGCUGUCGAAUCUGACGUCGAAGGUAGCAUGAUCUUGCGGAUGUUGGCUGGUCAGCAAAGCACAGAACGUACGAAGCUCUGGUGGACGCCCUGA
Messenger RNA from Ustilago hordei, 4017 nucleotides. RefSeq lists its product as uncharacterized. The transcript has a single exon. The record is from RefSeq and is a predicted model, not a curated record. Lineage: Eukaryota; Fungi; Basidiomycota; Ustilaginomycetes; Ustilaginales; Ustilaginaceae. The coding region runs from base 1 to 4017 and encodes 1338 amino acids.